AUUGUCCAUUAAGAAAUAAAAUGUUGUGAGCAGUUAUGAAAUUUUGCAAUCCAUGGUACAUACAGAGUGGGCUCGAAGGCAAGGAUGAGGACGGUGAUUUCUACCGCGCAAACCCAACCACAAAUGUUCCUCCGCAAUUCAGCUCCGCUCCAGGUCCGCCACAUCCCAGCCAGAAUCUCUCUCGUUCUCAAACCCCCCUCUACUUCUUCAUUGGUGGCCAAAAGCCAGCAGCAACACCAGAAAACCCAAGAUGACGGCAUUCCCGCGGAGGAGGUGAAAAUCCUGGUCAAGUUCAAGUCCCGCCAUAACUACAUCCGCGUUCUAGAAGUUUCUAGAAAGGCAGAGCACCCCCUCUCUGGCUCCAGGCUUCUUCUCCUCGACGGCCCCGGAAACAUCCACAGCAUAUCCUUCCUAUUCACGUCCCUCACCAAAACCUAUUUCGACGUCUUCGCUACGCUCCCUCCAAUCCUGCCCUCCGGCCCCAUCGCCCUCCUCGGCUUCGGUGCCGGCACCGCCGCCCGCCUCCUCCUCGACCACUAUCCCAACGCCGUCCUCCACGGCUGGGAGCUCGAUCCCGCCGUCAUCCAGGUGGCGCGCGAGUACUUCAAUCUCGGGAAGCUCGAGAGGGAGAACCAGCAGCGCCUUUUCAUCUACAUCGGGAACGCGCUCAACGCCACCGUGCCUAACGGCUUCUCCGGGAUCAUCGUGGAUUUGUUCUCCAAGGGAUGCUUGAUCCCCGAGCUCCAGGAGCCUGCCACGUGGGAGAAGCUGAGGGGCCGGUUGAGGAAGGGAGGAAGGAUUAUGGUGAAUGUUGGAGGGAGCUGUGUGGAGCCGGAGAGUAGGCUACGAGAUGGGAAGGUUGUUAUGGAAGAAACUCUGAUGGCGAUGAAGGAGGUUUUCGGGAAGGAGCUUUUUGUUCUCAAUCUUGGGAAUCGCAAAGAUGAUAGUUCCCUUGCUCUUACCGGCGAAAUGCCUCCAUCCGAAGAGUGGAAGAAAAAACUUCCCGAUCCCUUGAAAUGUUACACUCAAAUGUGGAUGCCUUACCUUGUUUAGUACACCUUUGCUCACCAUCUGUUUGUGUUUAUUCCUCUUCCAAGUCUUUAAUUUUGUUCCCUUCUCAAGUAAAUAACAUUUUUUUCUGCACAAUGCGAUCAUUCUUGAAA
Vigna unguiculata (cowpea) is the source of this 1163-nucleotide messenger RNA. RefSeq names its product S-adenosyl-L-methionine-dependent methyltransferases superfamily protein. NCBI's taxonomy places the organism in Eukaryota, Viridiplantae, Streptophyta, Magnoliopsida, Fabales, Fabaceae. Gene Ontology annotation, biological process: polyamine biosynthetic process. The record is from RefSeq and is a predicted model, not a curated record. Gene Ontology annotation, molecular function: thermospermine synthase activity.